UUGGUAAUGAACAGGUUAUGAUAAAUGAUAAACCGGUUACUCGAUAUCCCUCUUUUCCAUGUCUGGGAGUAGAACUAGAUGAAAGAAUGAGCUGGGAAAAUCAUAUAGACACAAUAUGUAGGAAAGUUGGCUCCGGUACUGGAAUCAUCAAAAGAGUAAAGCCGUUUGUGCCGUCCGAAACACUACAAAAUUUAUAUUUUUGUUAUAUAAAUUCUCUCCGUUCUCCCAUAUUUUGACUAUUGUUCAUCUUUAUGGGAUAAUUGUGGAAAGCAUGCUCAAAGAGAAAUUUACAAAAAAACUACAAAAUAGGGCGGCAAGAAUUAUGACAGGUGCCAAUUAUGAUGUCAGGUCGACAGAUUUGCUCCAUGCUAUAUGUCAUGGAAAAAUCUGCACGACAGACAUAAAAUGAAUAAAUUGGUCUUGAUGUUCAAAAUAUUAAACAACCACUCAGCUCCGAACUUAAAGGAUAAAUUUAUAACAAGGGACAUAAAUCUUAGUGCUAAUUAAUUAUAAUCUCAGAAAUGCUGAUAUAAAUCUUUCAGUUCCUAAACCACGUACUGAAUAUUUAAAAAAGAGUUUUGGAUAUAGCGGGGCUGUUCUAUGGAAUAGUUUACCUACGCAGGCAAAGCAAACAGAAUCUUUAAGUAGCUUCAAAAAUUUGAUAAAAUAAUGUGUGCUACAGAGUCAGGCAUCGAAUAGUCUUGGUUUUUUAACUUUUUUAUCUACGUAUUUGUUAUUCUGAGUUAUUCUAUUUCAUAUUUAAUUUAUAUUAGUUUUUAGAAUGUAAUCUGUGUGACGCCCCUCAUGAAAAUCAUCCAUGGGUGAUGAGGGAAGCGUGGUUAAAUAAAGUUUUACUAUACUAUACUACACUAUACCCAGCCGUACCAAGACUCGAGUGAUUGUGAGAAAAGACGAUGUUUGCUUGUUACAGUCGUACAAUUCACUCCUUCCCUUCUAAGGCCUCUGCCUUUGCCAUCAAGGGGAGUUUGCAUAUAAUGGAAACUACUCCAUCGCUUUAUCCGCUGCAACAUCCUCCAACCUAGACUCUCUUCUAAUUGUGAGAAAAGAGGAUGUUUGCUUGUCCCACUCUUACAAUUUACUGCUGGCCUUCGAAGUCCUCUGCGUUUGCCGUCGAAGUGUGUUUUGCCAUUGAUUGGAACUUUGCUGUUAAAUGUUUCAGCUAUUUCUUCAGGUGCAGUUAUUUCUCGCUCUUCAAAAUCUAAUUGUAUUAUCUUUUUAGUUUUGCUUACAUUUCUAGAGCUUAUAGUUCAUUUAUAAGGUUGUAUGUUUUUUUCAUGUUGCCUUUACUCGAUUCAAGAUUAUUCUUAUAAUAAGCUUGUUUAGUUUUUUUAAUUUCAUUAUUAAUGUGAUUUCGAGUUUGUCGAUAUUGAUGCCAGAUUUUAGGAUCAUUGGAUGUAACAGCUUUCUUUUUUAGGUAAUCUCGUUUAAAUAUCUGGCGUCUUAAAUCUUUUGUAAUCCAGGGAGAUUUUCUAUUUCUAAUUCUCCUGGAUCUAAGUGGUGCGUGCUUAUUUAUGGUUUUCAUGAGCAUUUUUUUCCAGGCAUCAAACAUUUCGUUAUGGUCCUGGGAGCAAUAGACACUAUCCCAAUGGUUUAGUUCAAGAUCGCUUAGAAAGAAUUCUCUGUUGAAGUUCUUCAUUGUUCUAGCAUCUAUCGUUCUGGGGCCCCCUCGUGUAUAUAGUUAGCCUUACGUAUCAUAUAUAUUAAUGAAUGGUCACUAAUAGAUACGUGUAUGACACCAGACUUCACAAUAUUUACAGGUGUAUUGGUUAGGCAUAAAUCGAUCAGGGUGCUAGAUGUAGCAGUAAUUCUUGUCGGUUCGUUUAUUAAUUGUUCGACAUCGUAUAUAUCAAGUAUUUCUUGUAGAUUAUGUCGUAUUUUGUAAUUAAUAUUACUUCUAAUGUAAAUGCAAAUGCCGCCACCCUGACGGCCAUUUGUACGUCGAUCUCUUCGAAUGAUUUCAAAAUUUGGUAUAUGGAUUUCAUUGUCAUUAAUUGAUGAAUCAAGUUUGGUCUCAUUAAUACAUAAUAUGUCUACUUUAUUAUUACUCAUAAAUACUCGUAAUUCAUCUAUAUGGGCAAAUAAACUAUUUAUAUUCAAACAUGCCAUAGACAUGCCCCGAUGAAAUGGUAUAUUUUCUAAAUUAUAUAAUGAAAUAUUUGAAUAAUUUGAUUCGUUUGACUCACCCAAGGUUAUCGACGAUUGGUCAUCUAUAGCUACUUGGCUGUAUUUCAGUAUUAGCUACAGGCUCCCACACGGCGUUGUCCUAAUGUUUCCUAUUAUAAAUAAAAUCAGUAAAAUUGCGUGCCAUCUUGAUUGUUCCCACUUUAUUUAGAUGGAUUCUGCUUUGGUUUAAAUCCUCGGGUGUGAUCGAUAUAUUUCCAAUGUUUCUGAAUGCAGGUUUGUUUGGGGACUUUAUUAACAUCGCUGACUUUGCGUGUUAGAAACUCGUCAUCAGAUCGUGUUAUUAAGCUCGAGAUUGCAUUUUUUUACUGAUUCGCCCAAUUUAAUAAUCUCUUCCGCACAUGAGCGCUCCGAGUUUCCACGAAUUUUUAGGCAAUUUGUGCCGACAUGGAUAAUAAGCUUAUCGGGUUUCUUUCUUAAUAUCGGUUUUAUAUAAUCUGUCAUAUCUAACGUGGUACUUCCGGGGAAGGCAGAUACUUGAAUUUUUGUGCUUUUCGUUGACAUCUUAUAACCGUUGACAUGUUUAACCAUUGUGUCACCCGCCACUAUUACUCUUGUUGGCUUAGUGCCUGGAUGGCUUCCCUCAAGGUCGAGGUUGGUCUGAUCGCUUGGUCCAGCUGUCUUUGGUGGUGCGCUUCGCGUUUCUUGCCGCAUAUCUACGUUUGUUUUAGCAACUAAUUUCUCAGCAUCAGAUCUUAUUG
Molecule: messenger RNA, 2903 nt
Organism: Paramuricea clavata
Lineage: Eukaryota; Metazoa; Cnidaria; Anthozoa; Malacalcyonacea; Plexauridae
Source: the annotation of a GenBank genome assembly